Messenger RNA from Phyllopteryx taeniolatus (common seadragon), 2548 nucleotides. Its product is annotated as nuclear receptor subfamily 4 group A member 2-like. Gene Ontology annotation, biological process: central nervous system neuron differentiation; dopaminergic neuron differentiation; cellular response to corticotropin-releasing hormone stimulus. The transcript has 7 exons. Gene Ontology annotation, cellular component: transcription regulator complex; nucleus. The record is from RefSeq and is a predicted model, not a curated record. NCBI's taxonomy places the organism in Eukaryota, Metazoa, Chordata, Actinopteri, Syngnathiformes, Syngnathidae. Gene Ontology annotation, molecular function: RNA polymerase II cis-regulatory region sequence-specific DNA binding; zinc ion binding; nuclear receptor activity. The coding region runs from base 152 to 1897 and encodes 581 amino acids.
AAAAGCACAUUGUCGGUGUCCCUCGGAAUCAAGCCUUGAAGCAGGCUUGGGAGACGUGCUGCAGCCAUCGUAUCACGUUUGCUUUGCAACCAGCAAUUGAUUUCAUGAUCGCCACACAUCUUCAACUUCCUGGAUUCAUGUUUAAGUGACCAUGCCAUGCGUGCAGACCCAGUGCAGCUCCUCUCCUCAAGGAGCCAGCCCGGCGUGUCAGAGCGCGGCCGGAGAGCGCAGCUGUGACUUCCUCACCCCGGAGUUUGUCAAGUUCAGCAUGGACCUGGCUAACAGUGAAAUAUCAGCUCCGUCGUCGGGCGCGGAAGCCUACAGCUGUGGCUACGAUGUGAAGCCCCAGUGUCUCUUCCAAAUGCCGCCUCACGGUGAGCUGUCACGCGUCAAGACGGAGGAUGCGCGUAGAUGCCCUGCACGCUUUCAGCACCAUCAACACCCGCAGGCAGCUGAUCUGCUGCCCUCCACGAGUUCCGUUUACUAUUACCAGUCUCCAUCCUCGGGCGCACACAUCACGCCCGACUUUCAAACUCCGCCAGGACCUGCUAUGUGGGAGAACUCUGGUUCUCUGUUCCGUCAAGACUAUCUGGUGGCGGCGCAGAGGGCAAACGCCUUAUCCAGAUUCUCACUGUUUUCCGUGAAACAUACACACGAAGGCAAUCGAAACUUUCCUAACUGCAGUCCGAUGAAAUUUGACCGACCUUUCCACGUGUCUACCAACGUGGACCAAUCAUUGGACUCUUGCGGUCUCCUUUGCUGCACUGGACUGGGAAAGCAGUCGUGUGCAGGAUUUCACCCUCUCCAGCUCGCCCACACUCAGCGCUUAAUAAACAACUUCAGGCAUCCCACGUCCACUCCCAGCCGAGGACGUCCGAGCGCGGAGGGACUGUGCGCGGUCUGCGGGGACAACGCAGCCUGCCAGCACUACGGAGUGCGAACCUGCGAGGGCUGCAAAGGAUUCUUCAAGCGCACAGUGCAGAAAAAUGCCAAGUAUGUGUGUUUGGCGGCCAAGGGUUGCCCCGUGGACAAACGGCGAAGGAACCGCUGCCAAUACUGUCGAUUCCAGAAAUGCCUUGCAGUCGGAAUGGUCAAAGAAGUGGUGCGGACAGACAGUCUCAAAGGUCGCAGGGGUCGCCUUCCCUCCAAACUUAAAGCUCUUCCUGAUUCGUCCUCAUUGGUCAGCACGCUACUGAGCUCCCUUGUCAGAGCCCAUGUGGAGUCUAACCCUUCACCCUCACGGCUUGAUUACUCCAAAUUCAAAGAAGGUCCAGAAAGCCCUCCCGGAGAUGACGCUCAGCACGUGCAUCAGUUUUACGACCUUCUGACCAGAUCAAUGGAGGUGAUUGGGACAUGGGCACUGAAGAUACCAGGAUUUGUCUCUCUGUCCAAACAUGACCAAGACCUCCUCUUCUACUCAGCGUUCUUGGAGCUCUUUGUUUUACGUCUGUCGUACAGAUCUAACCCAGAUGAAGGCAAGCUGAUAUUCUGCGAUGGCUCUGUGUGGCACCGCCUUCAAUGUCUGCGGGGCUUUGGCGAGUGGAUUGACAGCAUUGUUGAGUUCUCCACCAAUCUACAUAGGAUGAAUCUGGACAUCUCCACCUUCUCCUGCAUAUGUGCCCUCACCCUGGUCACUGAGCGACAUGGACUGAAGGAACCGAGUAAGGUGGAGGAGCUGCAGAGCAGCAUUGUGAAAUGUUUAAAGGAUGGCAGCAUAUACCCAGACAGAGACUCAAACACGUGGUCGAACCAUUUGUUCAGACUGGUGGAAAAGCUUCCUGAAAUUCGCACUCUGUGCGUUCAAGGCCUGCAGAGGAUUUUUUAUUUAAAGCUGGAGGAUCUGGUGGCACCACCUGCUAUAAUAGACAAGUUAUUCCUCGACACGUUGCCCUUUUGAAGACACCAGGGGAUACCUUCAAGGACAGUUUAUCAUGUAUACACUGAUCAUUUUGGGGGGAAAUCUGAGCACAGAAAUGUAAAUUUUUAAUCUUAUUUAUCUCUAAAUGUUAAAUGUGAAUUUUGAUUUGAUUGUGAUUUUUAUGCAACCUCCUCCUUUAUUUUAAUAGGAAGAUUACAUUUGCAAAUUCACCGUUGACUUGUAAAAAUACAUGUGGACAUCUGUUAAGUGUCCUUAUGAGGAUAUGUUUAUAUUUUGAAUUGUCUCGUCAUGUUAUAUUGAAUAAAUUACCUUGGAGAGUUGUUGUAUGAAUUUAUUGAGGCUUGUAUCAGAAGCUCUGAAAUAAGGUGAAAUCCAUAUGCAAGGAGUCAUUUGUCCAGUGGUGUAACCAGACAUGCUGGACUCCUCUCAGUAUGAACUCAUGAAUUUAAUGGAUCGCUCAAAUCUAACACUAUCUAAAUCAAAUCUAAAAAAUAUAUACUGCUGACAACAAGUCACUUACGAUGGAGUGGUUCAAUCGCCUGACUUCUGUGUAGGCAGUUUGGGUUCUGACCCCACCUUAGUGGAAGUGCAAAUGUGAGUAUAAAUGGCUGGCGACCAGUCUAGGGUGAAGUCUUCCUUUUGGCCGAUGUCAGCUUGGAUAGGCUCCAG